Molecule: messenger RNA, 1874 nt
Organism: Pseudogymnoascus verrucosus
Lineage: Eukaryota; Fungi; Ascomycota; Leotiomycetes; Thelebolales; Thelebolaceae
Exons: 4
Coding region: 239-1786 (515 amino acids)
Molecular function (GO): metal ion binding; acid phosphatase activity
Source: RefSeq, a predicted model, not a curated record
UGUCAACUGUCAAGUCAUAAGCGAAGGACCCCUUUGUUGUCGGAAUCAGGGUCGCGUGCCCACCUACCUAUAAGAGUCCGUUUCAUUGACAAGGCGAUCUUGUGCGUUCCGUUUUCUUUCUUCAUGCGCAAGUGCAGUCCGCACCGGAUUUCAGCUCCCAAUACCGUGACUCUAGAUCACGCCCUCGCUGUGACGCUCCCAUUUCCCUCGUCGGCGUGACCACAGACAGAAUAUCAAGAUGCAGAUACAGGCCUCGCUUGUUCGGGCCUCCCUCCUGGCCAUCUUGGGGUUUACCACCACGUCCAAUGCAGGCUUGGCUCUAACUAUCCCGACGAAUACGAAUGAGACCAUCAAUUCCCAAGUUCGUCUCGCAUAUGCCGGUCCAAAUGGCAUGGUAGUUUCAUGGAACACCUUCGACAAAGUUGCGCGCCCGACAGUAAAGUACGGAACCUCACCACAACGUCUUAUAUAUUUUGCAGAAUCAACCGUCUCCGUGACGUACGACACCUCGCUCACGUACAAUAACCAUGUCCCACUGAAGGGCCUAAAACCAGAUACCUUGUACUAUUAUCUCCCAGAGCCGCUGUUAAAGGAUGACUCCACCACCGCACCUUACUCGUUCCGCACCAGCAGACUUCCAGGUGAUACGACACCGUAUUCGGUGGCAGUGACCAUUGAUAUGGGUACAAUGGGCCCGGAUGGACUUAGCACAACUGCUGGACAAGGCGUGGAUCCAAACAACAUUCUGGGGCCGAAUGAUAACAACACUAUACAAUCACUAACUGCAGUGGUAGAUUCCUAUGAUUUCCUCUGGCAGCCGGGUGAUAUGGCAUACGCCGACUACUGGCUGAAAGAAGAGAUAGGCGGAUUCCUUCCAAAUACUACAAUAGCAGACGGCUACAAAGUAUACGAGAAAAUCCUCAACGAAUUUUAUGACGAAAUGACCCCAAUCACGACCAAGAAGCCAUAUAUGGUUGGACCUGGCAAUCAUGAAGCAAACUGUGACGCGGGCGGCACUACCGACAAGUCCAAGAACAUCACGUAUGAUGGCAGCAUCUGCAUGCCGGGUCAGUCCAAUUUCACAGGCUUCAUCAACCACUUCCGCAUGCCGUCAGCGCAGAGUGGAGGAACGGGAAAUUUCUGGUAUAGCUUUGAUCAUGGGAUGGCGCACUAUAUCCAACUAGACACCGAGACAGAUCUUGGUCAUGGAUUCAUCGGUCCCGAUGAGCCCGGUGGACUUGCAGGAGAGGAUUCGGGACCAUUCAACAGCAUUAUGAAUGCACAGACUACGUGGUUGCAGAAAGAUUUAGCGGCUGUGGAUCGGAUCAAGACGCCGUGGGUUAUAGUCGCGGGUCAUAGACCUUGGUAUCUAUCUUACGCCAACGUCUCCAAGACUAUUUGCUGGACUUGCAAAGACGUUUUCGAACCAUUGUUGCUGCAGUAUGGUGUUGAUCUUGUCAUCUCCGGACAUGCGCAUUUUUACCAGCGCUCGGCUCCUAUCGCGAAUGGGGUCAUUGAUCCGAACGAGCUGAACAAUCCUUCUGCACCGUGGUAUAUCACCAAUGGCGCAGCAGGCCACUACGACGGCCUUGACUCGCUCGCGACUACUCCGCAGCCUUACCAGCGCUUCGGACUCGACGUCAGAGAUGGAAUCUACGGGUGGUCUAGACUGACGUUCCACAACUCCACGCAUUUAACACACGACUUCGUUGCUUCAAAGAACGGCACAGUCUUGGAUACAGCGACUCUGUAUAAGAAUAGGGUCUGCAGUGUGCCUAAAUCGUAAGGUAGGUAAGAGCGGUUUCAAGAAGGGGCGACUGCCGCGCGACUUGAAACAGCUAAAUUUAUAGGAAAUAUAAAUAAGGUGAUAACAA